Messenger RNA from Penicillium lagena, 1233 nucleotides. RefSeq lists its product as uncharacterized. Lineage: Eukaryota; Fungi; Ascomycota; Eurotiomycetes; Eurotiales; Aspergillaceae. The coding region runs from base 1 to 1233 and encodes 410 amino acids. The transcript has a single exon. The record is from RefSeq and is a predicted model, not a curated record.
AUGGCCAACGAUGAAAUAUCUUCUCAGAAGAAGAGAAAGCUUAGCAGUGCCAAAGACCAAGACGAAAAACCUCCAAACGCGGAUAACCUCGCUCAAGUCCAAUCCAACCUCUACGAUAAUCAGGAGAGAUCUUCAUCAUCGCAAGGCCAGCCCCUGGUGAAGUCUAUCGAGCCAAAUGAUACUGAACCAAAACACUUCACUUUUAAUCCCGACAUUGAAGCCAAAUCGGGAUCCACUGGACAGGAAUUGCCGAGCGAGACAGGCCAUCCACAGCGCCGUGAUGACUUGUCCUCGAAAACGAGCAGUGAUAAUGGUUUAGACGAUCCUGAGUGUCUAGCCAAGAUCGGCUCCCAGUUUGACGACGUUGAUGGCGAUCAUAUUGUGGAUGGAUGGGGAACUCUGCGAAGAUCAGCCUUCGUUAUUCUCCAGUAUGGACCGCGCCACGGGGCCAAAUAUAAGGCCAAAUAUAAAAGCGGAUACAAUACCAGCGGGAUGAACAACAUUUCAGAUCGUGCUGAACGAAUCUCUCUGCUCAAAGACGAUGAUGGUCGAGGGAGAAAAACUUGGCGAUACUCAAAAUACAAUGUUGCCGGAAUUUACGGUGUUGCUUUCGAAGAAAGAAAGAACCCAACUAAAUCAUAUAAGUCUGACCCGUGUGUUUGGGUCAAGAUCAAGUGGAAAAAUCUGAGGCAAGAAGACGACGAGAAACUCUCAAGAAGCUGUUCUUGGAUUCCAAAAUCGGAUUUCUCUCGCCUCUGUGGCGACAAGGAUGCAACAGAGAGCAAGAUUACAGAGGUGUGGGAUAAGCAGGAACAACGCUAUCUCCGCUGGCUCCGAAACGAACCUGGAAGGGGCAAUGACGACCGUUCACCCACUCCUUGCCCACUGAACGCAUACACGAAAGAACCCCGCGAACGACGAUCCACUUCACGCUUAGAUACGCCUGAGAUGAGGGUUUCCUCUGCGAGGCGGAAUGAGAGUGCCAAUCCGUCGCCAACUGGGUUGACUGGCCGAGAGGGCUCAAAAUCCAACCCUGUCAACCUUGACCAGGUCGAAAAUCCCGACCUUCCUGCUUUCUCACGCUCAACGCCUGCUAUUUCUGAUUCAAAUGGCAAUAUUCAGACUGGAACAAAGCGCGUUCAAUUCAGCAAAAAGAGUUCUUGGAAAAUAGAGCAAAAGAAGAGAACUGGAAUGGCUUGGAUGAAAUCGAAAGAGGAAAAAAGCAAGUUAUAG